Messenger RNA from Brenthis ino (lesser marbled fritillary), 738 nucleotides. The record is from the annotation of a GenBank genome assembly. Lineage: Eukaryota; Metazoa; Arthropoda; Insecta; Lepidoptera; Nymphalidae.
AUGUCGGUACGCGUAGACCAUCGCGAUCGCGAUCGCUUUUCGAGACAUUCUUCCCGCGCUUCCGUCGAUCUCGCGUUCCCGAGCGGGUCUGCGCGGGAUCACUCUUUCCGAUCUGUUCAUUCUGGCCGUGUUCCGCGUGUAGCUAGCGAUGAUUUAAUGGUCCCAGUGCGCACGUUGAGGUCAGCAUCGUGUCGGGUGGCUCCCGGAGCUCCUCACCGCUUGCGUCGCCACCACUCCUCUGCAGCGGAAUGUGAACGAGCUCGUCGCUCGCGUCGCCACACCUUGGAACUGCCGAACAGCCGCGGGCCCAGCGUACGUAGCCGGUCUCCGGAGCCUCCACCACCAGUACCAGAGCCUGAGGCACCGUCGGAAGACGCUGGAAAGGAGGCGCGGAGACGACGCGUGGUUGCCGCCGUCGCAGCCUCCUUCUUCGCGUUGGCGCUUGCGUCAGUCCUCGUGGUGGUGGUCACGCUGACGCACAGCUCGGUCCUCCGAGCUCACAACCAAACAGCCAAGUACUACACGUUCUCCGUGCCGCCGCACCAUCCUCUCAGUGAGCCCCGUUCAUGUUGCCCCACCGUCGCCCUUCCCGCUUCGCAUGCGACUGUCUCCGACCCCGAGUUCCAGGGGCUGCGAACGUCAUCGUGCUACCAAUCUUCAAACGUGUGCUCUCCACCGCCGUCUUUUGCGGUAUAUAUCAGUAUUCAUUUAGACAAAUUUCUGGACUCUUCCUUGAUA